Messenger RNA from Amoebophrya sp. A120, 1975 nucleotides. Lineage: Eukaryota; Dinophyceae; Syndiniales; Amoebophryaceae. The record is from the annotation of a GenBank genome assembly.
AAUAAGUAGCUAGCAGUGUAUCCACCUGCCCUAUGAUUACCGACCACUCAUAUGUGGAUAGUUUGUUUCUGGUAUUUCUAUAAAUAAAUCGCCCACAGUAUACUAGGUUUAGAUUAUACAACUCACAAAAAGUGUCUUUUAGCCUUAGCUUAUAGUUAUAAUAUCCAAGGAUGAAGUUGAACGCAAGCUGCAUGUUGCAGUUCUUGCUCUUUACACAGUACAAAUCGACGUUUCUUUGUCGGGAGGUGGCUGUGUCACUUCCGUUGCUCCUCCUGUUGGUGCUGUUCUACGAAUUCGGGGGGACAACUGCUAUUGGAGCAUCCACGACCAGUAUUUACGGUGAGCUACCGGCGUUUAACAUGAACGAGCAGGUUCACCGUGCCGCGAUCAUCUGGCCUCAGACGAAGAAGCAAGUGAGGAAGUUUUCUGAUAUCGCCAUCGCACCCGCCAUAUGCAUUGCAAAAGUAUCGUAAUCGUACUAGUAUAAAUCGCAUGACAGGUUUUCAAGAAGUAGAAAAUUGGAAUUUGUAAUGCAGAGUCAGGUAGAGAACCAUUUGUCAUGCAUACCUGCAAUUCAUACGUUGCGAGUGCGAUACUUUUGCAAUGGAUACGCCAACGUGGAGGACGACGAGGAGUCGGAGAGGUCGUACUCUCAGAAGCUUCUGGGGUUCAAAGAUCCGGAUCUCCUCUGCGGGAUCACAUCGGAGAGGCAAGCGCAGGCGGACUUUUGUUUCUGGUUCGACCGUGAGAUGUACACAGAAAAAGAACAAACCUCGGACGAACAAAUCUUAAACCAAUGGGAGGACGAAGAAGAUGAAGACAGGAAAAAAAAAAGAAAAGCACAUGACAAGAAGAACGGAAACAAGAAAGUGAAAGGAAGAAAAGCGGAGAAAAGAAACGGGAAAACCAAAGUUGCGCAAAACCCUGUGGAUGACACACCGGACCGGAACUACGUCGCGGAAGCCAUGGCUGCUCGGUUGCCGUGGUCCGAGAAGAAGAAAGCGAGCGUGCCGCACGAUAUGAUCAUCCACGGGCCCGUGUUGCUCGUCUUCAGUCCAACGAUGCAAACCAAUGGGAUGGGACAGUUUGUUGACGAUAUGGUUGACGACGGCGAGUUCGGUUAUCUGGGGAUCGAAGAAGCCUGGAACAAAGGGCAACCAGUUGAGCAGCUGCGGAAUGAGCAAAAACCAAAAACCACUUCUCCGCGUGACAGAAGGUGGAGCUUGCGCCAGCUGCAGCAGCGGGUUGCGUACUUUCACAUGACCUUCGCUUCGGAAGACCAGUUAUCCUGUUGCGCAAAAGCAUCCCACUAAGAGCAAUUAGCAAUGAUGAACUCUGUAUUAUACAGAUUAGCCUAGCAGUAGCAUGACAGCAGAUGCAAUGAUUUGUAUAGAUCUAUAAAAAUUCUGCUUUAAUACUUUUAGCAAGAAGGCAAAAAUUCAAUAUUGCUAUGCAGCAUAUCUUCUGCAUCAAGUACGAUACUUCUGCAAUUCAUACCUGUACGAGGAGAACCGGGAUCCCAGAACGCGCCACCUCACCGAAGAAGAAGUAAAACUGAUAACGGAUAUGGACAGCUGGGACACAAUACCCCCCAAUCUUAUGGAAAAACUUAAAAUGAAGCUGGAACAAAACCUCACCCCUGAGGGCAUGGAAGAGCUUGAGAAGGAAAAGAAGAAGGCACAAAAGCAAAAAGACGGAAAGAACAGUGGUGGCACAGGCCCAGUGAACAAGGCGGAGCGAAGUACUAUGGAUAAUUCUAGGUCCGUUGAUAGUCCUCCGGGGCCUAGUAAAAUGUUUCGUGGGGAUCGUGUGAAGACGAAGCACGCAAAGACCAAGAAAAGAUCUUCGAAGAAUGUGAAAGCAAGAGGUGGUGGUGGCGGCGCUACUGCGAACAUGAAAAGUGAGCUGUGACAUUCAGUUUUUAACUACAGCCGUCUCAUCCAAAAGGAGUUCAGCGAACGAAGCGGCAAGACAU